AUGCAUGUAUGUAUGUAUGUAUGUAUGUAUCUAUCUAUCUAUCUAUCUAUCUAUCUAUCUAUCUAUCUAUCUUUUGAUCAUUAUAUUUCAAUCUAUGUAUUUCUGUCAUUUUCUAUCUAUCUAUCUAUCUCAGUCUCUUUAUAUCUAUCUAUCUAUCUAUCUCAGUCUCUUUAUAUCUAUCUAUCUAUCUAUCUAAGUCUCUUUAUAUCUAUCUAUCUAUCUCAGUCUCUUUAUAUCUAUCUAUCUAUCUAUCUAUCUCUUUAUCUAUCUAUCUAUCUAUCUCAGUCUCUUUAUAUCUAUCUAUCUAUCUCAUCUAUCUUCUCAGUCUCUUCAUAUCUAUCUCCAGUCUCUUUAUAUCUAUCUAUCUAUCUAAGUCUUUAUAUCUAUCUUCUAUCUCUCUCUUUAUAUCUAUCUAUCUCAGUCUCUUUAUAUCUAUCUAUCUAUCUCAGUCUAUCUAUAUCUAUCUAUCUAUCUAUCUAUCUAUCUCAGUCUCUUUAUAUCUAUCUAUCUAUCUAUCUAUCUUCUUUCUCUCCCCCCCUCACUCUCUCUCUCUCUCUCUCUCUAUCUCUCUCUCUCUCUAUCUCUCUCUCUAUCUAUCUAUCUAUCUAUCUUUCCCUCUCUCUCGCAUGUUUUCUCUCCCCCCCUCUCUCUCUCUCUCUGUCUAUCUAUCUAUCUAUCUAUCUUUCCCUAUCUCUCGCAUGUACCGGACAAUGUCAGACUCACAGCAUCUUGCUUCAACCGAUUUAUGCCGACCAAAUAGAUGGUAAUUGGCGAUACUAUCAAAUCUACGCAGAAGACUGUGCUCCCCAAGAUGGCCUGGUCUUUCAUAGAAAGGAAAAUCUUUGUUAUUUUCUCUCAAACAACAAGAAAUCGUGGGACGAUGCUAAUCAGGAAUGCAUUAAAAGAGGCUUGCGAUUCCUACAAAUAAAAACCAAAGAAUUUCAGCAUAUCUUUACGAAGAUACUGGCGUAUUCGAUUCAACAUUCAGACUACGUUGGAUGCUACAAAGACACGAUUCAUCGAGCCUUAGCAAAACAUAUCGGAAGUUUUUCUAAUAUGUCCAUUGCUAUAUGCAGGGACAGAUGCCGCCAGAAUGGCUAUAAAUAUGCAGGCCUCCAACGAAGAAGUUACUGUUUUUGUGGUGAUAUUGGUUAUGACAAAUUUGGUGAAUCUACAGGCUGUGUAGAAACUUGUACUGGCAACAGAAAUGAAAUAUGUGGUGGAAUAUGGGCCAACUCUGUGUAUAAAGUUGGAGAUUUCUGUUAUAUCGGCUUAAGAAACGAAAACGGUAUCAAUAAAUGGAGUGACGACCAGCUUUUAACCGGCUAUUCUGAUUGGGUGACAACGAAUCCUUUAAAUCUUAAUGACUCCUGCAUCUAUCUCGACCCUCUGCGCGACUAUAAAUGGAAUAAAAAACCCUGUUCAGAUGAACUGUACUUCAUGCUAUCUACAGCUUUUGGAAGACUUGUUAGUGUCAACGGAAAUAUUAGAAGGGUCAUUUCGUGCGUAUUCAAUGAAAACAAAAGCGAGGGUUUAUUUAUUUACUCUAUCCAAAUCCAUCUACACAGAUUAAAUCCGCCUGCACAUGCGCAAUGUGUACAUAAUUUUUUUUUUAUUAUUGAUCAAUAUACAAUGAGCAGAUUUGUCAUGUGGUUAUUUAUAUUGCUUCUGGUUCAAUUAUUUUGUAUUGAGAGCGUCAGAUCCAUUUGUCACGAACUGGACAAUGUCAAGCGCACAGUAUCUUGCUUGAGCCGAAUCCUACGGACCAAAAAGAUGAGAAUUGGCGAUACUAUCAAAUCUACUCAGAAAACUGUCCUCAGAAUGAUGGCUUCAUUUUGUAUCGAAAAGAAAACAUUUGCUAUUUCCUGUCGACGGAAAAGAAAACAUGGUAUCAGGCGAAAAAUGAAUGCAAUAAAAGAGGCUUAA
Molecule: messenger RNA, 1926 nt
Organism: Acanthosepion pharaonis
Lineage: Eukaryota; Metazoa; Mollusca; Cephalopoda; Sepiida; Sepiidae
Source: the annotation of a GenBank genome assembly